Messenger RNA from Arachis stenosperma, 828 nucleotides. RefSeq names its product transcription factor HEC2-like. The transcript has a single exon. Lineage: Eukaryota; Viridiplantae; Streptophyta; Magnoliopsida; Fabales; Fabaceae. Gene Ontology annotation, biological process: regulation of DNA-templated transcription. Gene Ontology annotation, molecular function: DNA-binding transcription factor activity; protein dimerization activity. The record is from RefSeq and is a predicted model, not a curated record. The coding region runs from base 84 to 776 and encodes 230 amino acids.
CUUUUUUCUCCUUCUCUCUCUCUCAUACAAAUCCCCCUUCAAUUCCAAAUCUCUUUUAUUUCCAUCCCUCCCUCUCGUCUUCCAUGGACACAAUGAUGAUGCAAGUAGAAAGGUUACCUGAAUUCUCCCAAUCCUUUUACACCUCCAUUCCCAAUCAAGGAACCGACUUCUCCGGUGCCCAAACCAUAUUCAACGCACCACCAGCACCGCCGUGUUUGAUUGAUCCACCGCCCUCCAACAACGUCAACUUCCCCAUCCAACACCAACCGAUUGCAUUCAGGAACCCUUACCAUUGUUCUUCCUCAUCGUCCGCGGAGAAGAAGAGUUCAAUGGCGGCAAUGAGGGAAAUGAUAUUCCGAAUAGCGGUUAUGCAGCCGGUCCACAUAGACCCGGAAUCCGUAAAGGCGCCGAAGCGGAGGAACGUGAAGAUCUCGAAGGAUCCGCAGAGCGUGGCGGCGAGGCACCGGAGAGAAAGGAUAAGCGAGAAGAUAAGGAUCUUGCAGCGGUUGGUGCCAGGUGGCACCAAAAUGGACACUGCUUCCAUGUUGGAUGAGGCUGUGCAUUAUGUGAAGUUCUUGAAGAAGCAGGUGCAGACGCUGGAACAAGCAGAAGCAAGUAGAAUAACAAGAACCCUUGGUGUUGGGUUUUCUUCUUCUAAUAACAGUGGCAAUCAUGUGAAUUACGAUGCUUUUUCUUUCAAGGGUAGUAGUAGUAGUUGCCAACAACUUUGUCAUAAUAUUGUGGGUUCUACUUCUUCUUCCAAGUUACUCAGCUGAGUUAUUUUAUUAAUAUUAUUAUUAUUGUUAUUAUUAUUUAAAAAGAUUAAUG